UCCCAACCACAGUCUGCAUCUAGGGUAUAAAGACGCGAGUUUUCUCAAUUUAAAGGGACGUUAAGCUCAACGAGGGAUUUAUCAACAUAAAAUAUUAAAUUAAAUAUUUCUAUUUUCGAGCGGCUAUCUGAUUCUGGCUUUACUGGCACAACGGGUUAUAAAAACACCUGCUUUCCUUACAUUGGUGCUUCCUAUGAGAAUGUCAGAAGAAAACCAUGUCUUAUCCAUACGACUGUCUCGACCUUUUUACUCUGAAAAUGAAAUUACUCGGAUAAUGCAGUCUCGCGACCCAAAAGAAAAUGCCUUCAAGAUGCAAGCCUUCAAUUGGAUUUCAGAAAUGAGUAAAAGUCUAAAGUUUCCUGUAAGAACCACUGGUCUUGCUAUGAUAUUAUUCACUCGAAUUCAGCUAUUUUAUCCUCUGGCAGAACUUCCUCUCAUUGAAUGUGCUACAGCAUGCUUGUUUGUUGCCUGUAAAAUAGAGGAUACAGCUAAGAAACUUCGUGAGAUACUGCUUGUUCACUUCCAACUUAAACACCCUGGUUUGGAUGCUGAUGCUCAUGUCCAGAUCAUUGAUGAUGUAAAACGAAAGGUGUUAGUUUUAGAAAGAAUGAUUUUGGAGCUUCUGUGCUUUGAUUUUCGUGUUCGCCAUCCUCAUACUUUUAUGAUCAAGUUUGCUAAAUCACUGAACUUUUCUCCUUCCAGCGCUCUUGUCGCUUGGAAUAUUUGUACAGACGCUUAUCGAACUUUCGCACUACUCAAAUACCCUGUUUCUGUUGUCGCAGUUGCUGCUCUUUCCAUUACAUGUAAGCUUCAAAAGCUUUCGCAGCCCAUCAUUCCGAGAAAUUUCUGUGCUCCUACCUUACUUACUGAAGGAGCGAUUGCUGACCUACUUGAUCUCUAUAUGCAUUUUCAAUCAUAUACGCUGCUUGGCCAGAUGUAUCCAACAGAUCUGCUCUUAGGUUUAUGCGUUGACUUUCAAAGAGCCCAGAAAAAUUCCUCAAGGCCCCCGAAAGCUACAAAAAUAGAUCCAAAAAUUCCGUCUAUAGCGGACUUGUAUACGCAAUCAAAUGCUCAACUUUCUUCUUCUAAACAGGGGUGUACACGAUUUUUGCUCGACUGUGAUAGAAAUUACUUUGAGCGAGAAUACAAAAUUCGUGUAACGCAAGAGGGACAACUUGAAAAGCAAUAACACGUCAACUGCUGGCAAGUGUACAAACAAUCUUUUGGUUUUAAUUUAUGGUCAUUACCUUACAGUUCUAUUUUUAUUUAAGAAGUAAUAUUGGGCUGGUAUAUAUUAUUUGUAGUCUAGUAAAUCCUAAUCACUAAUCGUU
Schizosaccharomyces cryophilus OY26 is the source of this 1331-nucleotide messenger RNA. Its product is annotated as cyclin Ctk2. Gene Ontology annotation, biological process: transcription preinitiation complex assembly; DNA-templated transcription initiation; positive regulation of DNA-templated transcription, elongation. Gene Ontology annotation, molecular function: cyclin-dependent protein serine/threonine kinase activator activity. Bases 194 to 1189 code for a protein of 331 amino acids. Lineage: Eukaryota; Fungi; Ascomycota; Schizosaccharomycetes; Schizosaccharomycetales; Schizosaccharomycetaceae. The record is from RefSeq and is a predicted model, not a curated record. The transcript has 4 exons. Gene Ontology annotation, cellular component: nucleus; cyclin/CDK positive transcription elongation factor complex.